This is a messenger RNA of Phytophthora infestans T30-4, 840 nucleotides long. RefSeq lists its product as uncharacterized. The coding region runs from base 1 to 840 and encodes 279 amino acids. The transcript is spliced from 2 exons. Lineage: Eukaryota; Oomycota; Peronosporomycetes; Peronosporales; Peronosporaceae. The record is from RefSeq and is a predicted model, not a curated record.
AUGUCGAGCAGCUACAAGCAGAAGAAGUUGAAGACGCUGUCUACGCGCAAGAAAACGCGUAAACGCCGCAUGGAGGAGGGUAUGACGUUUGAAGAUGACUCAGGUCGUUUGUUCCAGCCGCCGAGUACGCGCGACCCGCGAUGGAAAAAGCCGUCGAUUGAGUCUGUAGUGUCCGGCAUCACCAAGAGCAAAUGGCAAAAGAAAGCUGCAAAAAAACGACGUAAAGUUGCUGCCAACCAGGAUGAAGAUGCGGAGGAGCUGAGUGACGACGCCAAUGACUCCAUGUUUGAUCUGCCGAAGACGCCGCUGCAGCUGUGUAACUCGCUGGACGAUGCCGUGGCAAAAGCUGCUGCCAAGCACGCCGAGAUCCGUCGUAAAGAUGGUCGCCAGAAGACAAAAGUGCUGCUUCUGGUGGACGUGCGCUCACUUUUCAAGCUCAUGAAGAAGAAGAUGAGUAUUCGCCCUGAGAUGGUCAAGGCGAAGAGCAAAUUGGGCGUGAGUUCCAGUAAGAAGCCCGAGAUGGCGUUCAAAAACACGGGUUUGGUCAAGACGCCUCUGGACAGGUUUAAAGAUGUCAACAAGACUGUGCUUACAGGCUACAAAAGCGGCAAGCUGUCAUCUGUCUUAGCCGAAGACCUGUCCUUCUACCCAUACACCGAGUUUAAGGUGCAAGAAGUGAUCUUCGUGGCGAAGAACGCGGCGUCGGCCAUCAACCUGGAUCGCAACCUGCUGCGUAACGUUAAGCUGCACUCGUUCGUUAUCGACGACAAGAGCGCAUCGGGUGUGUCGGAGGACGAGCUCAAGGCGCUGCAAGCAGCCUAUGAAGUCUCCAACUUGUAG